This is a messenger RNA of Melanotaenia boesemani (Boeseman's rainbowfish), 2658 nucleotides long. RefSeq lists its product as uncharacterized. The record is from RefSeq and is a predicted model, not a curated record. Gene Ontology annotation, biological process: proteasome-mediated ubiquitin-dependent protein catabolic process; negative regulation of translation; protein polyubiquitination. Bases 91 to 2658 code for a protein of 855 amino acids. Lineage: Eukaryota; Metazoa; Chordata; Actinopteri; Atheriniformes; Melanotaeniidae. Gene Ontology annotation, molecular function: protein binding; translation repressor activity; ubiquitin protein ligase activity. The transcript is spliced from 2 exons.
GAAAGAGCAGCAGAGGAAGAAACACCUUAAAUUCAGACAUAAAGAGAAGAGAAAACUGAAACCUGCCCAUUCUCAAAUCUACCAUUUACAAUGCUAAUGAGGUCUCACUCAGAAAGAAGAGCCCUCCCUGGGUUUUCAGCCUUGUUGACACAUAGCACUCCAAAACAGAGAGAUGUGACUUCCUCACCUCCCUUAUCCUUCACCCCAAGGGAGCUUAUCUUUACACCUACAUCUCUAACUUCACCUCCUCCAUGGGUGACCCAGGCACUUUCAAACCUAGAGCAAGGACAACAAGAACUUCAGGGCCUCAGGGAGCGACAACAAGUCGAAGUGGAGGAGGUAAAUCGAGAGCUGGACAAUGCUGUGAUUGAAGCGCAGCGAGAGGAGCGGCACCUUCUUGAAAAGAUUGAAAAGGAACACAGGGAAGCCCAGCGAUGCCUUAUCCAAGUGAAGAGGGAGAAUGCUGCAGCUUUUCGAGUUGUGCAGUCACUUGUUGAUCAGCAGCUUAGAAAAAUUGGCCAUCUGAUGGAACAAAUUCAAAGAUGGGGCAGUACUGCUGGCGGAGCCAACAAAAAUCAGCUUCAAAGAGGUGUGGCUGAGGUCACACAGCCAUGGGAAAUCUCUUUAACACUCAAAAGCGUCAGUUUCUUACCAAGUCCACAGUCCAAGGCCUUAAAUUUUGGGGAAGUUGACGUACGUGAGCAGGGUAUGACCUACUCCAUUGGUGUUUGUGGUCUCCAGGGACAGAAGUGUUCCUUGCAUUCAGGUGAUACAACAUUUUCAAACACAGCUCCUCUUGAAAUCCGAAAGGAACCACAAUCAAACAAAGGUGGGCAAAGGUGCACCCCAGAAGAGAAUAAUAAGACAAACAGUGGGAGUCUGCGGGUUGUCCGGAAGCUACAUCUGUCAAGCUCUACAGAGACUGAGGAAGAACUUAAAACACCACAGUCUCCCACACCAAGACAUCGUGGUAUAUCUGAGUCUUCCCAAGAUGAGGAGGAAGAAUCUGUGUGUUCAGACACACAGGGACAAGAUCUUUUCCUUGCCAUCCCAUCAGCCUCCAGUCAAGGAGAAUCAGAAGGUGAUGACUCUGAUGGCAGAAACAAUGGAAGGAAAAGGAACAACACAGUGAAAGGAAAAAGAAGACAAAAGGCCCUUGUCCUGGUCUCAUGUGAAGAGCCAUCUUGCCCUCCUGAAGAAACUCAUGGAAAAUGCAGGGAGGCAACAAAAUCUCCACCGAUCAGACACAAAGGUUCAUUCUCCAGGCAGAGUCUUGUGGACCUUUCCUCAAGACAUCUUUCACUAUCACAGCAAGGCCUCUCAAAGAAGAAGACCUUUAUUGAAUCAUCAAUGGACAGCACAAGCCCACCAUCCCCAGUGGACAGCGAGGAUUCCUGCUACACCUACAUCUUGAAUACUCCAGUGGAUGGAUCUCUGAAGAAAGAGCACUGCUGUUCGGUGUCCACUGCUGACCUUUCUGGUAAACUACAGCCUUUAGUUAGUGGUAGAUGCAAGGAAAUCAGAAAGGUCAACCGAAUGCGUCUUGCCUCUGAGCCUUCAAAUUUUGAGCAAGGCCAAGAAAACUGCACAGAGUCUAACAAGAACAUCACAAGCUCUCUGACUGGUGUUACCCAGGGUUUGAAUGGAAACCAGGUGAGCAGGUCUCUGUCAAUGUCAACCAUUGAAGGUGAUAAAUUACAUGAAGUCAAGGAAACACAGCGAUACAAUUACAAGAAUGAGACAGUUGGGCCAGUUUUGAGGGACCUGGAGGCAGAGGUUGGUUCAUCUGCACUUGACUCAGCUUAUCUGGUUAAACAGUUUGGAAAACAAGGCUCAGGCCGAACUGACUUCAACUUGCCAAGUGGUGUCCAUGCAACUGUUAGAGGGCAGCUAUUUGUUGUGGAUUGUGGUAAUGCCCGAAUUCAAGUGACAGAUCUCCAGAAGAAUGUUGUACAGCAGGUGUCGCCUUCAGGAUCAGAAAGGUCUUCCCGUAUCUGCAACUACUUUGAUGUGGCUGUGAACUCAAAGGGUCUCAUUGCCUUGACCUGUGCUGCUGAACGAGCCGUGUUGGUGUUCAGUCGUCAUGGACGCCUCCUGCAAACAUUUGGAGGCACAAUGAUUGGUUCCACCAAUGAAGAGCUGGAUGCUCCCAGAGGGGUUACUGUUACACAAGGCGAUGAGUUCUUGGUUGCUGAUAUCAAACGCGGAACUUUAACCGCCCUAAAACUGGAUCCUAAAACUGGGGCCAGGCUAGAGCGAACAGUGGUAACCGGAUAUCACAGACCCUACUUGGUGGCAGCCUGCCUCACCACUGGACUCAUGGCUGUAUCAGAACGGGGCAAUGAAUCUGGACGUGUUCCAUGUAUCCGAGUCCUGGAGCCUGGCUGGAACACUAUUCGUAUUCUUGGUGUGUGCUCUGGUCUGGGACCUGUCCUGACUUGCCCCUGGGGCCUUUGUAUUGACCGUGAUGGGGAUGUCCUGGUGGCUGACUGGGAAAAGCAAUGGCACCGUGUUCUUAUCUAUCCAUCCAAGGGAGUUGGCUGGCCUCUGGUGACCAACAACCUGAACAGUCCACGGGGUCUGGCACUUCUCCCUGAUGGCCAUGUGGUCGUGUCAGACAGCAUGAAUCACUGCAUUAAGAUCUAUCGCUACAAAUGA